AUGACAGCUAUGUCAAAUGGCAAUAUGCCCAAGAUGGAGGUAAUGGGGUAUAACGGGAACAACCUUUGGAAGGGCCCAGAACAUCCAAAACUACAAGUCUGGACACUCAGGAAGGGCCCCAAAGCCUGCAUCCGCCUUUGCCGCUGGCGGGAGGACCUGCACACCUGGCCGGAGAGCUACUCAAGCGGCCUUCUUCCCGAGUCGCUGUCCCAGGGACCGCAGAAAUCUGAACGCCAAUCCCACACUACUCUCCUCACCGAGCAGCCUCCAAAAACCAAGCAAGGACCACAAUCUACAGAGAUCCACCCCUCCCAGGGGAGCUGGCAUGAAGAGAGCCCCUUUGAAAAGCAGUUUAAACGCAGAAGCUGCCAGAUGGAAUUUGGAGAGAGCAUCAUGUCUGAGAAUAGGUCACGGGAAGAACUAGGGAAAGCAUUUGGGAGGGUGUGUCUGAUAACUCCCUAUCUCAUUUAUUCACUUAAUAUUCCUAAGAUAAAGUGUAGUAAUAAAAUUCAAAGGUUUGGUUUUUUUUUCCUUCAUAGAUUUGUGAAAGAAAAAAGACCUACUAUAUCUCCAAACUUCAAUUUUCUGGGCCAACUCCUGGACUAUGAGAAGAAGAUUAAGAACCAGACUGGAGCAUCAGGGCCAAAGAGCAAACUCAAGCUGCUGCACCUGGAGAAGCCAAAUGAACCUGUCCCUGCAGUCUCAGAGGGUGGACAGAGAAGCGAGACAUCCCUCAGUCCACCCUGUGCCGACUCUGCUACCUCAGAGGCAGCAGGGCAGAGGCCUGUGCAUCCUGCCAGUGUGCCCAGCAUACAGCCAUCACUGCUAGAGGACAGCCCACUGGUACAGGCGCUCAACGGGCUCCACCUGUCCUCAGACAAGCUGGAAGACAGCAAUAAGCUCAAGCGUUCCUUCUCUCUGGAUAUCAAAUCCGUUUCGUACUCGGCCAGUAUGGCAGCAUCCUUGCAUGGUUUCCCCUCGUCAGAAGACUCUCUGGACUACUACAAACCUUCCACCACUCUGGAUGGGGCCAGCAAGCUAUGCCAGUUCUCCCCAGUUGAGGAAGUGUCAGAGCAGACUCCAGAAACCAGCCCCGAUAAGGAGGAAGCCAACAUCCCUAAGAAGCCACAGACUACCAGGCCUUCAGACAGCCAGAGCAAGCGGUUACAUUCAGUAAGAACCAGCAGUAGUGGUGCCACCCAGAGGUCCUUCUUAUCUCCAUUGCAUCGAAGUGGGAGCGUGGAAGACAACUACCACACCAACUUUCUCUUUGGCCUUUCCACCAGCCAGCAACACCUCGCGAAGUCUGCCGCUGGACUGGGCCUCAAGGGCUGGCACUCAGAUAUCUUGGCUCCCCAGACCUCCACCCCUUCUUUGACCAACAGCUGGUAUUUUGCCACGGAGUCCUCUCACUUCUACUCUGCCUCAGCCAUCUACGGAGGCAGUGCCAGUUACUCUGCCUACAGCUGCAGCCAGCUGCCCACGUGCAGUGACCAAGUCUAUUCCGUGCGCAGGCGGCAGAAGCCAAGUGACAGAGCUGACUCCCGGCGGAGCUGGCAUGAAGAGAGCCCCUUUGAAAAGCAGUUUAAACGCAGAAGCUGCCAGAUGGAAUUUGGAGAGAGCAUCAUGUCUGAGAAUAGGUCACGGGAAGAACUAGGGAAAGUGGGCAGCCAGUCUAGCUUCUCAGGCAGCAUGGAAAUCAUUGAGGUCUCCUGA
Miniopterus natalensis is the source of this 1716-nucleotide messenger RNA. The record is from RefSeq and is a predicted model, not a curated record. NCBI's taxonomy places the organism in Eukaryota, Metazoa, Chordata, Mammalia, Chiroptera, Miniopteridae.